GGGGCCGCGGCAGUCGGUGCGCGCUCGCCUUCCGCCUCACAGCAGAGGCGGCCGCGGUCGGGCCUGUGCCGGGGCGGCUGUGGCGCCGCCGUCGCUGCUGUUCGGCUGCGUAACUCUUCCCCCGGCCCCUCCCUUCCUUUCCCCUCGGGCCCAGCCGCGGCGAUGGGUUCCCGGGCGUCCACUCUGCUGCGGGACGAGGAGAUCGAGGAGAUCAAGAAGGAGACGGGCUUCUCCCACAGUCAAAUCACCCGUCUGUACAGUCGCUUCACCAGUCUGGACAAAGGAGAAAAUGGCACUCUUAGCCGUGAAGACUUCCAGCGGAUUCCAGAGCUUGCCAUCAAUCCACUCGGAGACAGAAUUAUCAACGCCUUCUUUCCAGAAGGAGAGGACCAGGUGAAUUUCCGUGGAUUCAUGAGGACACUAGCCCACUUCCGACCCAUAGAAGAUAAUGAAAAGAGCAAAGACCAGAAUGGACCAGAACCGCUGAACAGCAGAAGUAACAAGCUCCACUUUGCUUUUCGAUUAUAUGAUCUAGAUAAAGAUGACAAAAUUUCCAGGGAUGAGCUCCUCCAGGUAUUACGGAUGAUGGUUGGUGUAAAUAUUUCUGAUGAACAGCUGGGCAGCAUUGCUGACAGGACAAUCCAGGAAGCUGAUCAAGAUGGAGAUAGUGCCAUCUCCUUUGCAGAAUUUGUAAAGGUUUUGGAGAAGGUGGAUGUAGAGCAGAAAAUGAGCAUUCGAUUCCUUCACUGAUGGAUGGAGAGCCUAUUCCUUUCUACUCCAACUGUGUAAUGAAUAGAACUUCAUUUUCUCCUUAGCACCAUACCCCAGAGCAUUGCUACUGGUGCAUAUACAAUACAUCUCCGACCCUUCCCUGAUUUGUUCUACCGAUGUGAACAUUCCUGUGCAACAGGAACAAAGGGAAAUGGCUGCCACACAACUUGGAAAAGGAGCUUUUUUAAUGCUGUCCAUCCUGGGUUUUUUGCCCUUUCUCUUGUCUCCUUCUGCACUACUGUUUCAGUAAAAAUGUCUCUCCUUAAACACUGCUGUUUAAUCUACAAACUGAUUCUUCUGAGCUCUGAAUCUGAGAAUGGAAAAACAGGAACAUGCCACAGAAGUGCCCUCUGAAACAUUUCAGAGACAAGCAUCUACUCAAAUACUAGGUGCAUUAAUAAGUAUUCACUUUUGCCACAUUACAGCUGCCUUUUUUUAAAAAAUAUUUUUGCCCCUUUCCCAUUUGGCUCUUUACAUGCAGACUUGUUUCUUCAGUGCUUCUAAGUCUACCUUUUACUUGAGAACUUCUCAAUUUCUAUAGCUUCAAUGUACAGCUAGCACAAAUGCAUGAUGACAGCUAAGAGUACUUUAAAGUACUGUGAAUAGAUUUUGUUCUUUGUGGAAUGAAUUCACAGGGGCAAUAGGAGAAUCUAAGGUGGGGACAGGCUGAGGUAUUCUCAAAAGGAAUAGGAAAUCUGCACUAUGUCACUUGAACUGUUCUAGUAGCAGAGGCAGAAACUUGUUUCUUUCCUUUGCAUAGCUUGCAGGCUUGACAGCUGGUGGACCAUGAAGUGUCUCCAGAUUGUUUAAGAUCCCUCCCCUCAUCAGGGUGGUUUUGUUCUGAAAGUGUAAAUUUGUUUACUAGAGUACAAAAUGCAAGAAAACCAGUCAUGCUAAAAUCUGGAUUUCUAAUUCUGUAACUGCUCCCUGGUAAUAACGUCAUGAAACAUGAAAUUAUGAAACUGAUUGCAUAGGAUUUUUCCCCAAUUAUAGUGGCUUGCAUAAUGAGUAAUUAUUUAUAUUUUCCAGUAUGAAAGUCCUAGUCUGUUAUAUUUGUGUUUAGGUUGGUAGCUGUAUUUAAGAAAGCUCUGGCAUAAGAAUACGUUUGGGAAAGAUAAUAUUAUCCCAGAUAUUUCAGAAUGUAUUUCUAUACAAAUCUCUUUGCAAGUGUAAGAUGAUUAAUACUAUUAAUGUAAUGCUGAUAUAUUGAAGAGAUCAGAAUCCUUGAAGGUUCUAUAGUAACAAUUUUCUGUGGCUAGGCUGAUAGAUGAUUUUGUGUAGUUCAGCUGGAGCAUUCCACAAUCUGGGAGAUACUUCCAAUAAAACCAAAAAAUCCUGGGAGCUUAUUUAUUGAAGAAUCGGUGUUAUAACUGCUUCUCUGUCAUGUGUUAAUGUUUCUAUAAAUACUUACCAGUCUCAAAACUACUGUUAAAUGUGCAUUUCCUUCUUUCUAAGUUCCUUCAAUCGUCACUUUCGUUGGAAGAUGCAAGUCUCUGAAGGAUUUUUGAUUUGUUUUAAAUAAAAGAAUUCAAAAGUAAAAUGUUUCACUUCAUAGUUUUGAUUAGUGCAGCACAGUUCCAGAAGGAAAUGUAAAUUAAAAAACUCUACUCUGUAUAAGGAAGAAACAUUAUACUUUUAUAACUGCCUCAUGUAAAAUAGGAAUGUAACAGUGCUAAUGAAAAGUAAAAAUUGCUUGUAGGCUUUGUGAUUUGCAUAGAAGUAGGUGUUGCUGUCUUCUGACACUAUAGUUGUAGCCUACAGUUGUGCCUUAUUGUCACAGUGAGACUGGCUAUUGUAUUUAUCAAUCCAUAAAUAAACCUUCCACUGUAUAAAUAAACAAAACCAGACCAUCCCUCAGCUUUUCCUGUAGGGCAACCAACUGUCCUUUAAUUACUGGAAAAGGUAAAUACCAGUCAGAAUGGUGCAAGCAGGUCUUACAGAUCGGUUUCUUAUAACUGAGCUUGUUGUUAGAGUAUUGAUAAUCCUUUAUUCUGCUGGCAGAAACCAGUGCAAAACAUGAGCUCCGAAGUGGACAGAAGAGGACAGGCAGGGCCCAUUUGUGACAUAUGUUCCUACAAGCUCCCGCCUCAGAUGUCAGAUAUUUAUUUUUGCUAAUGUCCUUGAAGGUGAACACAAACAGUCUAACAGAUAUACUGCAAAAAAAAAACCCCAAAAAAACCAUAACACAAUCAAUCAAAGAACAACCAACCAUCCUGCAAUAAAAAAAAAAAAAAGCAACUAUCAGAAUUAGCCAUUAGCAGAAUAAAUCACAUGUAAAUAUCUUACUCCACAUUCUGAAAGCUAUAUAUAUAACAUAUAGUUGAAAAGGUAGUAGACAGUAAGAGGAGUUUUAAAGACCUGAGAUCUUAAAUUUGUUAAAUUUAACUAAGCUGUACAGAUACAAGCAGAUUUCCACAAAAGUAGUAUUUUUAGCAUACCUGGUUGUUUAUAGAAGUAUUUUGUCUUGAGAACAGGUUAUCUUGAAGGUGAAAGUGUUAGCAGCUCAGAGGCAGAACUACUUAAUAUUACAUCUUUGUCUUUUGAAAAAGUAGUAAAAGGGAUAGGAUUUUAAAUACAGAUGAACCAUUCUCCAGUCUACUGAGGGACAGUGUAUUUUCAAAUCUGCAGCCAAGAGUUUAUGUUGAGAUUGGCUGGAGGCUUGACUGCAGAAUUAUGUGGUUGCAGCCGGUUACCAGAGUAUUGUGAAGACUGUAAAAAGCAGAAAUAGGUUUGAUAUCUAAUCAGUAUUGAAACCUGUAGGCCCCUUAGCUUGGCAACAACGGGGAAAAGAAUCCAAAUACAGGAUUUGACUCAUGAAGUGCAGGAGUAAAAAUUAUGUUCUGUAACUGUACAAUGGAACACAAAAACCCUGCUUUUGGUUCUCUGAAAUUGGAGCUUUGGUUAUAAAUAGAAUGUGGGUAUAACACUGAAGUUAGCAGAAGUGUUUCAUUGCAGGCUGCUCUAAAACGUGACGCGGCAGAAAAGCGUUGUAUUAAAUGUUUGAACACACGUGUUAAGAUUUCCAGCGAAAUGGUUUGUAGUAAUCUGGGAUGAAUCACGGUGAGACGGAGGUGUUUCUCCAGAGUUUUCUGAAUGGGUACGUACUCCUCUUCACACUCUUCAAUGCAUCCACCCGUCAGCUUGAAGUGCAAAAUUACCGCUGCUAAAAAAAAAAAAAAAAAAAAAAAAAAAAAUUGCGGAUGACAAAAAGCCGGCAGAAUGACUGAAGGCAGAACGACUGAAGGCCGCCUUUCGGAGCAACCACGAUGCUCGGUGAGCUCAGCAGGUGCUGUAGGGCCGCCGGAGCGGGACCCCACGUCCCCACGACCGGGUGGCGCGGGGCGGGUGCUCCAGCCCGGCCGCCCUUGCGGAGCGGCCCCUUUAAAUCCUCGCGGAGGUCACCGGAGGACUCGCCCCGGGCCAGUCCCGCUCGCGCCGCCUGAGCCAAUCCCUUCCCUGUGCCGUCCCCGGGGCCAAUCAGAGCGCGCGGCCCUGGAGGCGGGAGGCCAGUCCCGUGAUGGACGGCGCCGCUGGCCAAUCGCCGCCAGAACCGGAGGGCUGAUGCACGGGCACGGCACCCAAUAGGCUCGCGGUCGAGUGGGCGGGCCCGGGCGCAGCGAGCCCCCGCCGGGUGGCCGGGGGAAGGAGGGGAAGAUGGCGGAGUGAGGGGCGGAGGAGGCGGAGGGGCCGGGCCGGCCGCGGCCCCGCGGCCUCGGCCGCGCUCAGCUCACUGAAGAGGAUGUGGAAUGAUCAAAAAUAAUGCUCUCCAGGUCUGUUUUUCCACAUCUUCAUAAGAAUAAGACUUUCCCAAUAGUCUUGAGUGUCGAUGGUCAACCCAAUGAUCAGCUGAAAUAUUUGAGUGACUCAAGAGAGAUAUCAAUAGUGACAUGUACUAUAUUUCCAUUUUCAUGGUCUACUCACUGCUUCUAACAUAGGAGCUGAAAAUUGUCACUGGAAGUCUAUUUCUGGACUUGAUCAACAGAAUGGUUAAGCACAAGAGCAUGGUAAUAAACAUUCUGGCAAUAGUGAUGCAGGAGUGCACCCAUGUUAACUUCCAACAUAAUGCAAAAAUAACAUGUCUUAACAGCUGCUGUAACUAGGUAGUACCAGACCCUCUCCUAAGAAGGUGAUCCUCUUACUUCCUCAACGGCUAUAAAAUGUGGAUAUUUCUCUUCUAGCAAGCAAAACCCGCCCUUCAUUUCCAUGGAGCUGAAUGAACAAAGAUCUGUCCACUUCUGUUUUUAUCGUCUCGCCAAACAUUUGAUUCUUCAGAUGACUUCCCCCACAGAAGUAGCCCACUGUUUUAUCAAAACUCAGAAGCACAGUAACAGAAAUCAGCAUUUGUUUUCUUGAAAAUAUGUCUUCUGUGCCAGCUCUUCAUUCAGCUUUCUGCAUUCUGUUUUAAAAUGAAAAAUACUUUGUAAUCAGAUGCAAGUGGAAGCUGGUGUUUUUCACUGAUAUUUCCUUCUUAAUUUUAGGAAGGUUAAGUACUUUGGUGUGUCAAAUUGGAAUUCCUAGCAGAUAAAGUGUCUGCAUGCAUUGCUGUGUCAGACUGACCUGAUAUUAAAAGUUGCAGCAGGAAAACCAGAAUGUUUUCUGCUCUGACAUGAGGAAGAAACUUACCAAACAACUAGGGGCAUCUCAUGCAGGUGUUUUCUAGUUCAGGUCCCAGGCUUGACUUUGUAGGUAGGUGUCAACUCACAUAAAGCAGCUAAUGUACAAGAACAAAUACAGAAUCACUUUGUCUGUACUGUGUAUCCCAGGCUGUGAUCAAAAUGUAUAUUUGCAUGUGUGAACCUCUGUAAGUGCAGGAUAUGAAGAGCUUUCACCUGAAGAAAAAAUUACUCUACAUCAUUUCAUUUUUGGCAAAGAAAGGAAGCUUUGAAGGCCUCUGGGGUGAUGGGAUAGUGACUAAGUUUGCAUUAAAUCAUUCCCUUCCUCAGGCAUUCCCUUAGCAUCAAAAGGAACAAGACCAUUCUACGGCAGAAGAGAUGGGCAGAACAUCUCUAAUAUAGAAAUUAGCUUCUGAUGGGAUGGAAGAGACCAGAGCUGUAAGUUGCAGUGUAUCCACCUGACUUCCUCGACACAGUUUCAGCUUUUCCUACUGCUGAUGAAAUCUUGCUUUUUGAUUCUUUAAUGACUGAGAACUGAGAGGACCUGUGUGUUUCCUCCAUCUAGGUAGAAAUAGGCCCAAGAAAAUGGAAUGUUAGCCACGUAAGAGGGAUGAGUUGAGAGCAGAAAUACUUAUUACAGUCCAUUUUCUGACUCUUCUUAUUCCUUCCCAAACUAAGGCACAAUCUGGUUGUUCUCAUGUUUACACAAGAUUCUUUGUCUAUGUAAUUCGUGAUUAUAUAGGAUAUUUUCUGUCAUUCUGAGAUGGGGGUAUAUAUUGUUUACAUGCUCCCUGCUGUGGGAUUAUCUAUAACAAGUAAGAUUUUGGCAAAAAACUACCAGAACUGGGAUAUGUAUUAUAUUCCACCUCAAACCUGAAACUCUUUUUAGUGCACCUUAUUCCAAGUUUGUGAUUUAGAAAUGUGGCUUGCUAGCUUAAAAUACGGGAGAUACUAAACUGGUUGGGGAAGUGUUCUAGAUUUCUUGUUAUAUUUUUCAUUUCAGAAAACUGCUGGAGAGAGCCAGGCAGCCUGAAAAUGGCUGAAAAAGCAAACAAUUGAAAUCCUUCUUAAUUCUUGGUGAUUGGUUGCCAGGGCAGCAUUCUACUAUCAAAAAUGUGGUGAUAUUUUAUGGGACCAAGUUCCAUAGCAGAGUGAGAACAAGUGUUGAUGUUGAUCCUAAUCCUCCAAGUAACGUCUGUGUUUAGACUUGUUUUGUAACAAUAGGAUUUAAUGACAACUUUACCCAUUUUGUGUUUCCAUGAAGCAAAGGGCAGCCGCGUAAGCUUAAGAGUGGUGGGCAGGAUGCUGCAUGUCAAAGCAAUGCCAACUUUAAUGAGCAGAGAGGUGCUCUAAAAAUGUGUGUAACAUUGUGGUGAGCUGUGUGGUAAGAGUUAACAUUGAGCUUGAUGAGGCAACCACCAGCUUGGGCUGACUUUGCUGAAUAUGAUCUGAGCUUUCUGGCAUUGGAUGCAACUAGAAAAGCACACUUCAUUUUAGGGCCUCCUUACAUUGAAGUCAAUAGGAUUUAAUGGAGAUGUCUGUAGAAGCAGGAUCCAUCUCUAAGUGAUGGAAAAUACUGUCAAUAUCAUAGGAUUACAGUGAUUGGGAGGUAUGUGGUAUAACAAAUGUCUGAUUUUAGAUCUGAGAAUUUUCUGCUUCUGCCCAUGCUUAUCCCUCUGAUGUUAGAGAUAGCAGUUGUUUCUUACAUAGCUUGAUGACAGAAUACUUGGGGGACAGGAAGGUAAUUUUUUUUUCUGGAGACAUUCACAAAAAUUGCAAAUUUGCCUGACUAGAGAGUUGAUAAUCUAAGCUUCUUAAAGUCAAUAUUUUGUAACCCGACAUUGUAACAAAAAAGUAGAAUUACUGAUUUUUUUCUUAAGUCCUAUUCAUGACAGUAUAGCAGCAUUCGUUUUUGAGUUUAAUUUUAGAACAUCAGGAUUUUAUUAGGUUAAGGAUCCGUGGCUUUCACAGAAGUGAUACUCCAAUAGUGCAUGCCCAGAAGACCCCUAUUGCUGUACCUUCCUGACCAGCACCUUUAAAGAGCUGCUGUGUUUGGAAAUGCUGCUUAAUCUGACUCACUUUUUCUUGCUCCGCUUUUUCUUUAUGUUGGUUGGAAAUCUUCCCAUGUGAAAGAUUACAAAAACAAGGGGCAUGUGCAAUAGCUCAUAUAUAUAUAUAUACAUAUAUAUAUUUUAAUACUUGUGGACAAAAUGAUGUUACAAGUUGUUUGAAAACAACAAAAUCACCAAUGUCUUCCAUUUUGAGAUGUGUAUAGUUCCAUAAGCAUUAGUGCUUUGUAGCAAACUGUAGUGCCAUGUUAGGACCAGUGCAUGAGCCUAGUAGUAUUUUUACAAUUUCUGAGUGACAAAUUUAUUAGUAAACAGUGAUGAUAAUGUAAUUAACACUAGAAAGGAUACAAUAGGAAUGUCACAAACAUGGUCUAAACAUGCAGUAUCCUCCCUUUGACAAUGACAAUGCUAUCCUUAGAAAUGGAACUCAUUCACUUAAUGGGCUUCAUAGCAUCAUAGUUGACUUUUUGAUAUUUGUCUGUAUGUCCAACUGCAGUAGUAAGCUAGAGUAUGCAAGUAUCCAUAAUUCUCAUCCCUAUUGGUGUGAUUCUUUUAUUUUAAAUCUUUGUUGGUGUUUUCUUCUGUUUUCAAUAUUAUUGAACCAUUUAUUACCCAUUCUGUGAUAUACUCAGAAAAAAUAUGAAUAUGCUAAGGAGUUUGUGUGCAUUCUGUACACAUCUCUUACCUUCAGAUAAUUUACGAAGUCUGUUAAGUAAUCUUGUCUUUUUUUCAGAUCUGACUCUAUGUUUUUUAUAGCUAGUAAAACAUUAUCCUCAUUGUGUGAUAAGUUAAUAGUUGCAAAAUGUGAUGUGCUAAUUAUGUGUAGAAGACUUUUCUCCAUUAUUGCAGGAAUGGGGAACCUUUUUUGGCUGAAGUCCUCUUGAAUCUUAAAAUAAUCUUGGUGGAUCCUGCAUUUACAUACAUCUUAAUAAGAGAGAAUAAGAUAAAGUCCAAGUUGGAAAAUGAUGUUGCAGGCUGUAUCUGUGCAGCAGGCUGUCUCUAGCCAAUGGAUCAGAGAUUCCCCACCCCUGUAUUAUUGAGAAUUCAAAAUCCUGUAUUUUAGGUAACUUCCAGUUUUUGCUUUCCAGCUCUAAGCUCAAUUUUAAUGAUUUCUGUCUCUCCCUCUGCUUUUUUCAGAAGGAAAGUUUAGACCAGGGAAGGAAAAUUGAUUUAGCACUCAAUGGGCAGCUUGGACUGGUCAAAUAGGAAACUGGUAUUAUUCUUGAGAUGGCAUCCUCUGAUUUCCUAGGAAUAAGUCUUUUAUUUGAUGCCAGUGCUGCUCUUCACCCAUUUCUCUCUUUCAGCUUAGAGAGGAUACUGCAUCUUUUUUUCCUGAGACCUGCCUGUAAAUGGCCAUUAGGGGGAGGGAGGGAAUGGGUAGCUUGGUUUUGUAAUUUUGGUAUGCUAUAUCUUAAAGAAAUUAAUCAAGAAGCAUAUGCUUCCAUGCAAUUACAGUAAUCCAGGCAGAGUUAAUGUAUGUAACAGGGAAAAAAAAUCCCCAACAAAGCCAACCAAACAAACCUCUGCAUCUGAUAAAUUUCUGAGAAAAUUGGGCAGGUGGGCCAUUUACAACAGAGCUCCGGGGGACCUGUGCUAGGAGUCAGGUUCAAUUCUGAAUGGACUUAGCUGUACCAUUGAAUAAAGUAGUUUAGUGCUUGGGAGAAUAAAUUGAAAAAUACCUCUGAAACUGGAAUGCAAAAUAGCACAGUAUGUAGGGGGAAGAAUCCCUGAUGCAAACAAAGCCAUAAGAUGAUUUAAUAAGAAAAUAGAACUUUAGUAGCAAUAACUGUUUUGCAUGUGAUAGUAAAUAACUUGCAUUAGCAAGACUGUACAUUAGAGUAAGUGGGUAAUAACCAAAUAAGUUUGUGGCGCUCUGUGCUGCAGAGAGUUGUGUGAAGAGUCUUCCUGAGAAGAAGGGUGAAUUCUUCUUAUGUUCCUCUCAUUGGAGGGAAUUUGGCACUUGAAUACUAAGUUACUGAACUUGAUAUAUAUAUUAAAAAAAGAAAAAUUAGCUUUGCCACAUGUCGGAAGCACUGUCAGUGAGUGCUGGGGGAAGGGCAGACAGUUCUCUUUGAAAGGAUAGCUGAAGUUUCCUUGUAAUUUUUUUCUUUCUCUGUAGCAUAGCACUUGCUCUGUUUCUCUGAGAAACGAAACUUUUCCAAAUACUGUACUGUGAAGAGAACCUGAUUCUAAAGUUAGAAGCUUUUGUGGUGGGAAGUACUUUUUGUUUUCUUUGCUUAUAAAGACAAAUCUGAGAUAGUCUUUAAAUUAAAAAAAAAAUUAAAAACGUUAGAGAGCACUUGACACUCAAAACAUUUGUACAUGCCAAGCACAGCUGUAGAAUUAUAAUUUCAGAUUUGCUAAACACUGUUUCAGACCAUAAUUGAUUUCAGUUGAUGCCUGAAGUUUUGCAGAGGCAAGUACUGUGAGGCCUAUUGUAACACAAAGGGUUAUUGAUCUUCACCUGUAGAUCUGCAUCCAAAAAUUUACUCGCUAUCAAAGAGCCACAGGAGUUCUAAACUGUUCCUAGUUGACAUUUUUCAGUGUAGAUAACCUCAUCUAUGCACACAGUGUGGCCCAACAUAUAGUAAUGUAUUCUGAACAGAAUCAGAGGUUUAAAUCAAUCUGGCUGCAUUUCUUCUGGGAAGCUGAAGUAAUUUAUACUGUAAGCUUCCAGCUUAAUGGAAGCUUCUUGUGUUUUAAAGCAUGGGGGUGAAGCGCUUUGGCUCUUCAUAAAUUGAUAAUGGAACUGUCAAGGCUGUGAGCAUUUUUGCAGUAUAAAGUAACAGGAUAAGCAUGAGAAUGUCUAAAUUAAGUGUUGGCUAACAUGCUUAUGAAAACUAAUUGAUAUGAAAGAUUGUAAUCAGAUUAAAUUCCAACUAUUGAUUUUUUGAUAAAAUUGGAAGCUGGCCAUAGGGGAUCUUCAUUUGAUUGCUCUCUGAUUACAUUAUAGAAAUUUUGACAUUAUGUGGUCUGUGAUCAGCAAGUACAUUUGCAUAAUAAUGAAAUUAUAAUGAAAACAAAGUCACAUUCAUGCUUCAGAAGUAUGAACUUUGUGGCUGAACAGAAUUCUUCAGGGGUGUAUCCACUCAGAAAAGGGGGGAGGAGAUAAAGACUGAUGUAGCCAGGCAAGCUGUCUACAUACACUUCCCAGUUCAGACUUUUAAUAAUGAUCUGAGUUCUGUGGGUUGCUACCUAGGAAUUACUAUUCACAGUAACAAAAGGAAACCCUUUGCCUUUCAGCUCUUGUACUAUGACAUGACUUUUGCUUCAACCUCCUUGAUUUAACGGCUUCUAAACCUAAGUGGAAGUGUCAGGUGCUACCACACUUUGGUGUGGUAUAUCAAAGGUAUAAUGGCCAAUAUGGACAUGACUACUUUAGCAGUACUAAACCCAUAUGGUAUAAAUAUAUUCUGUUUGUAUAUCCAGUAGUGCUGCUGCAGAAUGUCUUGCCAGUACUUGUGUUGAGAAUUGUAACUUCUGUUAUUAAGGUUAGUUGUCAAAUUUAUGAGAAAACUAAACUCUUGCAAAGACUUCUUGAUAGUGGGAAGAAAUUGUACUGAGGCUGAGGAUACUGACACUUUACAUGAGGAUUGUAUUGUCAAGAACUGGCAGUCUGGGUUUUUUUGGGGGGCAGAAAAGGAAAAAAUAUUGAAGCUAGAACUAUUUUUGAUGUAUAACAAAUCUUAAGAAUUACUGCUUCUUGCAUCCUUAGAAAACUGGCUGGUCUUCCUCCAAAAUUAAUAAUCCUGCUUGCUGGUCAGAUGCAGAGCUGCAGAAUGACAGUUCAAGUUAGAUUCCACUGGAUUUCUUUCAUGGAACGAUCAAGCAUUUUGCCCCUGUAGCACUUUGAUUGGCACACAAAAGCCAGCAGUUGAACAGGGUGUCUUGUUCAAAAGUGCAGAACAUUAACCAUGGAUUCUGAUGUCUGUUCCCUUUCAGUCUCUACACUUCCUCCUGCGUUUUAGAGAAAGUGUCAGUGUUCAUGAUGUCAGCAGAGCGUGUUUCUGUCUCUGAGCCUAUGUACUGGGUUAUAAUAUAGACAAAUUCACAAGACUUUUACCCCAUCUAAAGGUAAAGAUAGAAAGUAACUUUCUGUUCAGUGUGUCCUAUGUAAAUCCUGUCUGCUUCUCUCCACUUCCCCUCCAAAUGAGUGUGUUUGCAGGUCAAAUAAAAGGCAGGUAGUUUGUAAUGCCUCAGGCCUGAAGAACUGCAUGGAGAAACUGAAGGAAAGCGGCACAGGCCCACAAACCAAAUCUUAGAGCUAGUAUUCUAAUUAUGCAUGAUUCAAAAUGUCUAGUGUAAUGUAGUUAUUACCAGUAAAUUGAGAUAUGCAUUUAUACAUAAUGAAGCAAUAGGAAUUAAUAUACCAAUAGCUUGAACUUCCUGCUUUGAUUCUCAAAUUUCGGGUUUUUUUUAGAGAAUGUGCUGCCUCUGUAGAGAUGGGGGCAGAAUGUAUAGAUAGGAACAGAAGCAUGGCACCAAAACUGUAAAUCAGGAACCAGGAUCAGCAGAACUCGCCUUUAUAACCUGUAGUCUGGUUCAUAUCACUGUCCUGAGCAUGUAAAAAAACAGGGCAUGAACUAAGCAUGUUUAGAGGCGAGAUGAGGUUUCUCACCUGCUGCAGCUGUAGCAAGGAAAAGGGUGCAGAGUUUCUUACAUGGUGCAGGGGGAGCGACUGGUGGGAAAGUAAAAGACCAAACCCACAAAAAAAUCACCCCAAAACCCAAGCCAACAAACAAGUAACAGAAACCACAGACUCAAGGGUAGUAUUUGCCAGACAGUAGGUAAUAAGCUGGAGUGUGGUGAGAGAAAUUAUUUGGAGAAUACUGAAAUUAAUAAGCACAGUACAUAUUUUUCAGGUGUUGAAUAGCUUUUUAAGAGACAGUAUUUUCAGGUAACUCUAGCCCCAUAGGCAGCUGUACUGAAGCAUACUGGUACCAGCCAGCAAUAAUGGCAUCUGCAGGAAUGAACCUGAAAAUACUUGUAAUCUUGUAUAUUUUUUAAGUUCUUUAAAGAGAUUUUUUAAAAAAGAAAAUGAGAUUUGAUCACUGAAGGUCUUUAUCUUCUGCAACAGAGGUUGCAAUUUUCUUUCUUUAUUUCACUUACUAGAUAAAAGGGAAUUUGGGCGCCAUCUUUCUGUAAACUCUUACUGUGUUCUCUUGUAAUUCAAGUCUCUUAGUGGAUAAUGCAGUCAGUUUCUGCUGGCAGUUUCAAAAUAAGAGAAUAUGUGGUAUAGCCUACAUCACUAAUACUUUUCCAAGUUUAAACUUGUAAUUAAACAUGUAGAAUACUGGCUUGUAAUUGCAGAAUUCUAUACUUGUAGCUUAGCUUAAUUUUGUAAGUGGGCUUAACUUGUGCAGAACACUUCUCCAUGUACAGAGGCUCAGUCCUCUCUUAAGUAGAAGGAAGUGUCUAGGAGGAAGAAAAGGGUGUCAAGUUAACUCCUGUUCAUAUUUCAUAGCAAACCAUUUAUAAAGCGCUGUGUUUUGGGUUUAGAAUGGGAACUCUGGUUUUACCCAUGAAUGCUUUUUAAAUAUGUAAGGAUUGCCAAAUGAAGAUACAAAUAUUAUAAGAGAAGAUAACUAUUCCAUGGUAUCACAAAUUAGACUGAAUUAAAGUCUUUGAGCCAACUUCUUCAAGAAACAAGAAAAUUUCUAAGACAAAUUAGCCCAGUGGUUAACCAUGGUAAUUUUUAAUUCUUUGGAACACUAUGCAUGGUUUUAAAGUCUGUUAAAUAUUGUAAUGAGUAAGCCAUUGUAUCCUUCGUAUUUCCCUUCAGUAUGACCUGGGAAUAAGCUACUGCAGGAUGUCAGUGAAGUUGUUUUCCUUUUAAGAAAUUUAACAGCAAAGGAGAAGUAUUAGGUAUAAAUUCCUAAAAAUUACCUUAGUACUUAGUAGGUUAAAGAAUACUUAUACUGAACUUCUGAUAGCAUUCUUGCAUGGAUUAGUGGAGGGAAUUAUUGGUGUGACUACAAACUAUGUACUCCCAUUGUACAUGUUGUACAUGGUAACAGUGAAAGAAUGUCUCCCUGCAAAUUCUGAUUUUUUCCAAAAGGCAGCUUGCUUUUAUAUCUAUGCAUCUUUGAGGAUUCCAAGAUAAGAUUUUAUUCUUUUGACACUGUAAAGAGGAACUGUUUAAAAAUGAACCUGGAAACUCUGCACCUGUAUACAAACUUUUUUAGCAAUAAAGCAGCACAGGCUGAGAAUGCA
This is a messenger RNA of Taeniopygia guttata (zebra finch), 13666 nucleotides long. NCBI's taxonomy places the organism in Eukaryota, Metazoa, Chordata, Aves, Passeriformes, Estrildidae. The record is from RefSeq and is a predicted model, not a curated record.